This is a messenger RNA of Strigops habroptila (Kakapo), 1143 nucleotides long. Its product is annotated as transmembrane protein 14C-like. The coding region runs from base 75 to 395 and encodes 106 amino acids. The transcript is spliced from 4 exons. Lineage: Eukaryota; Metazoa; Chordata; Aves; Psittaciformes; Psittacidae. Gene Ontology annotation, biological process: regulation of heme biosynthetic process. The record is from RefSeq and is a predicted model, not a curated record. Gene Ontology annotation, cellular component: mitochondrial membrane.
GAGGGCGGCCCAAGGUCGGAGCGCGGGGCGGCGGGGCUCGGCCAGGCGCUGCCUGCGGCCUGCGCUGCCCGCAGAUGGAGUACGACUGGCUGGGCUUCGGCUACGCGGCGCUGGUGGCGGCGGGCGGCGUCGUCGGGUACGCCAAGGCAGGCAGCGUCCCUUCUCUAGCUGCUGGUCUUCUCUUCGGUGGCUUAGCAGGACUAGGCGCUUACCAGCAGUCCAAAGAUCCAAAGAAUGUGUGGCUUUCCCUUGUGGCGUCUGGGACCUUGUCUGCUGUUAUGGGAAUGAGAUUUUACAACUCCAGAAAACCAAUGCCUGGGAUAGUUGCUGGUGCCAGUUUACUGAUGGUUGGACGGCUUGGACUGCAGCUCAUGGAAAAGCCUCUUGAGCCAUAAGUCUGCAUCAAGUCACUUGAAGAUAUGUGAUUGAGAAGCCUGAAAAUGCAGCUGCCUAAACGUGCUAUACAGAAGUGGGAAAGGCACUGCUACCUGUGCACUGUAUUUUUUAUAUCCUGACACGUGAGCUGUGUUUUUUAAAGGAGAGCCCUUCUUAUGUUUUCCAAAAUAGUAUUUGUCUUAACUGCACUUUUUUUUCUGCACUUUGAAGCAAGAAAAUAUGAUUAUAGCAUUAGUUUAGCCUCUGGUCCUGCAGCUUACUGUAGGCAAAGGCCUCUUGGCACUUACACAUAGAUAGUUGCAGGAUUGAAGCUUAAAUGUGCUAUCUGGACUUAUCAUUCUAAAAUCAUAUAUAGCCCAAAACCAAGGGGUGAGGAGGUGCCAAUUUAUAGCUAGUAACUACCAUAACAAAUGUGCUUAUUGUGUUACUUCUCCCUUUCUGUGCCACUUCAUCCUGUCAUCAUGUUUGUCAGUCAGGGGCUUUGUUCUUCCAGCACUGUGUAUUAGAACCAUGUCCCACAAAACACAAUCAUGGAGCAGGCUGUCAGAGCAAUGAAUGCAAACCUGUUACUUGCAAUUACUUGUAAGCAAAAGUGCCCAGCUAAAUGUAAUUUGUUUCACUUUUACAAUUAUUAUUCAUAAAUAAAAAAUAUGCUUUAUUAGAUAAUGCUGAACUGUAAGCAUAGCUCUUGCAUUUAAUGAGCAUUAAAAUGUUAUUCUCAAUAAACCAACAAAUCAUUAUUGCAAA